This is a messenger RNA of Punctularia strigosozonata HHB-11173 SS5, 1446 nucleotides long. RefSeq lists its product as uncharacterized. Gene Ontology annotation, cellular component: U2-type spliceosomal complex. The coding region runs from base 68 to 1300 and encodes 410 amino acids. Lineage: Eukaryota; Fungi; Basidiomycota; Agaricomycetes; Corticiales; Punctulariaceae. Gene Ontology annotation, biological process: mRNA splicing, via spliceosome. The record is from RefSeq and is a predicted model, not a curated record. The transcript is spliced from 3 exons.
CUCUCGCGCCCUCACCCGGCGAUAUCCCUCCCCUUUGUAACCGUCGACCCCGUUACACUUGAUAAAGAUGGGUGGAGGCGAUCUCAACAUGAAGAAGUCGUGGCACCCGCUCCUGCUGAAGAACCAGGAGCGGGUAUGGCUUGAGGAGAAGAAGGCGCUGGAGGAAAAGAAGAAGCUCGACCAGUUGCGUAAGGAGAAGGAGGAAGAGCGUCAACUGCAGGAGCUUCAGCGGCUUCAAGAGGAAAAGACGGGGAGAAAACGAACGGAGAAGCUAGAAUGGAUGUAUGCUACGCCGGCUACGGGGAGUAGUACCAACGCGAACGACCUGGAGGACUAUCUUCUUGGCAAAAAGCGGGUAGACAAGAUCUUGAUCGGGAGCGACAACGAGAAGAUUGGUGCUGCGCAUAAAAGCUUCAUCGCGACUCAGUACGCAAACACCGUUCGCGACACCGCCUCCAAGAUCCGCGAGGACCCGUUGCUGGCCAUCAAGCAACAAGAGCAGGCGGCAUAUGAACAGCUCAUGUCAAACCCCCUUCGGCUCCGCGAGAUGCAGGAGCGUAACGGCAUCAAAGUCAAGAAGGAGAAGAAGGAGAAGAAGGAGAAGAAACACAAGAAGGACAAACGUCGGGACAGAAGCGAGCGCGAUAGGCAACGUUCCGUUUCGCGUUCCCGCUCUAGGGAUCGAUACGAUGACCGGGAGUCGCAUUCGCGCUUCCGCCAAACACACAGUCCAUACGAGCGCCGUCGUUCGCCGUCUCCUUACUCCCGGUCACCCGUGCGUCGGCGCGAUUCGCCCCGUCGACGAAGUCGGAGCCAGGAACGCGACCGCAUACAUACCUAUCCAAAGUCCUCCGAUUCCUCAGACGAUAACCGUGGUCGGCAUCGCAGUCCCACCUUUGAACGCAGCAGAAGAACCUCUGACGCUGCCAACGAGCGCAAGCGCCGCAGAACUCCUGAUAUUCGUGGCUACGACCGCGACUCGCCCUACACUAAACGCCCCCGGGCAUCUCCACCGCCGCCUCAGAACGGGACUGCGGCUCCAUCUGCAGACGACCGUGCCGCGAAGCUCGCCGCGAUGUCUGUGAACGCUGACUCGAUGAACGCCGAACGCAAACAAAGGCUAACGGAGUUGCUAGAGAAAGAGAAAGCUGAGCUCGAAGCAGAGGAACGCGCACGCACGAAGAGUAAGGGGAUGGCUGGAUUUCUCAGCCAUGAGCAGAAAAAGGUAUUCAGUGGCGAGGGAGGGCUGGAGGAGCGGAUCAGACGUGGCCGCAGCGGUCUGGUGCGUGAAGGAGAGUAAGAAGAUCGUAGUAAAGACGACUGUAUAUUCAUUUCGAUGUCUAUUGUUUACGGACAUUUGGUUCUACGUUGUGUAAGCUAUGAAGCCCUCUCUGUAUAUUAGGUUUCUAGGUCGGCUGCCCAAUAAGAAGUCGGAAAGCUUGAGAC